AUGUCGGACAAGGCCAGUUCCUCUCGCGCGAGGCUGCUCCAUCCGGCCCCGGAGGAGUUGCGUGAUCUUGUGCUUGAUUACCUCGUUCACAACUGCUACACCAACGCUGCCCGCGCGUUCGUCCGGGAUAGCAGCGUCAAGCCCAUCGGCUCCGACGGAGACGAGGCUAUGGCCUCGCCGGUGAAGGAGAUUCCAUCCGCUGUCCUCGAUAGUCUUGAGGAGAGGCUUGCGAUGGACGAGUUCCGCAAAGGCGCGCUGCCCUCCCUAGUCAUCAGGACGAACCUCCUCACGGGUCGCAUAGACGAAGCGACUGCGCUGCUCAACAAGCACUUCCCUGCUGUACUCGCAGAGCCCAUGGACGAGGACUCGGAUUUAUCCACCGCUUCACGUUUCAACUACGUGCCCUCGACGUCGGUAGAGCCCUCCCACCUCGCGCUCAAUCUCCGCAUCCAGGCUUUCAUUGAAACGGCAAGGAGGAUACCCCUCCUCUACUGCCCACCUGGGGCAUCAACGCCUCUCGAUCCUCCACCUCUGCUUCUGGGCCCUCCGGGUGCGGACGACGAACAUGAAAAUAGCGAGGCGAACACGCAGCUGUUGCACCGUGCCCAGAGCCUUUACUCAGAAGCCAACCAGCUCCCCGACAAGAACGAUCGUGUGAUGUAUCUCAACGAACUCGCCUCCGUUGGAGGCAUUCUCGCCUACAGUUUCCCGGAGGAGAGUCCGCUAGCAGACUACAUGUCGCAAGAGCGCCGCGAAGGCAUCGCAGAUCAGAUCGACGGUGCCAUCCUGUACCGCGCCAAGCAACCCGCCGUCUCACAAAUAGAACUCUACACACGCUAUACAAGCACAGUUUGGGGCAUGCUGCACGAGAAGGAGACCAAGGUCCCCUCGCGAAGCGUGUGGCCCCCAGGCGCGUUUCUGCCGCCUUCAGGGACACACUCGCAGGCCAAGGUGGUGCCCGCCAAAGACACGGGCAGUCGGGAAAGCGCAGCGGCUCCUGUGAAGAAGCAGACUGCGGAGAAGGAGACGGAAGAAAUUCUGCCGCGAUUCGACCUGGGCCUCUUCGUUGAGUCACCAAAUCCUAGGUAG
Molecule: messenger RNA, 1089 nt
Organism: Epithele typhae
Lineage: Eukaryota; Fungi; Basidiomycota; Agaricomycetes; Polyporales; Epitheliaceae
Exons: 5
Coding region: 1-1089 (362 amino acids)
Molecular function (GO): protein binding
Source: RefSeq, a predicted model, not a curated record